UUCUGAUCGAACUAAAAGUGUAACCUUAGUCACUCGUCUUCACUUGAUUUCGCCAAAGAACAUUGAAAUGGCUGCUGACAAUAUUCUUCGGAAUUUGGCAGUUGCCAAUAUGAUUGAAGGCUGCAUCGUCGUUUUACUACAGUUGGCUGUUCUAAUUACACUUCACGAUUGGGUGGAUUGGAUUUGCAUUGGUUUUUGGGGUGGAGGACUAAUGGUGUUGGCCGGAAUGUGGGCUCUCCAGAGAAGUCAAAAGAAGAUGAUCCCAACUGCAGCUCUAUCAAUAUUAGGUGGCCUUUGUAUGAUUGGAUUCUAUUCGUGGAACGUCUCUGUCAUCGAUUGUGACGACUACAACAGACUCGCAGAAUCUAAAGGCAAUUGGGAAAACGAAAAUCCUGAAAUGUGUGAAUGGCGAGUGGCAUCCGAUAUUCUGUUUAUCAUCUUCGGAUGUUUAGCGGUUGCUACAAACAUGUUUAUGGCGGCUAAAGCCUCUAUCAUCGUUGCAAGUCAUCCGAGACGUAGUUCACAUUCGUCAAACUCGCAUCGUCCUCGUCCGGCAGCUCAUGCUAUGGCUCAUGUCCAACAGCCAGUUGCUGUUCACCACCACACGACGUACGUCACUCCAACAGCCACUUAUCCAGCACCUUAUCCGGAACAGCAUCACAUGGUACCUACUUAUCCGCCUCAACAAGUCAGCUAUCCGGCUUAUCCAGCACAGUCUGCUGUUCAACAGCAACCUGCGUACAAUCCCAGCUAUCCAGCACCACACGCCCCUCCCUAUUACAAAGACUGAAUGACUUAAAUAGAACACUAUAAAAUUCUUGUGUAUGGC
Daphnia carinata is the source of this 829-nucleotide messenger RNA. RefSeq lists its product as uncharacterized. The transcript has 4 exons. The coding region runs from base 68 to 790 and encodes 240 amino acids. The record is from RefSeq and is a predicted model, not a curated record. NCBI's taxonomy places the organism in Eukaryota, Metazoa, Arthropoda, Branchiopoda, Diplostraca, Daphniidae.